Paramecium sonneborni is the source of this 515-nucleotide messenger RNA. Lineage: Eukaryota; Ciliophora; Oligohymenophorea; Peniculida; Parameciidae. The record is from the annotation of a GenBank genome assembly.
AUGUAAUACGUUCCUUUGACUACUCAUUUAAAUGCUUUGGCUCAAUUAUAUUAGCAAUGUGCUAGUUUAUCUGAGAGAUGCGAUAAAUUGGCAAGAGGAGAGGAAAUUAUUAAUGAAGAAAAAUAAAUUCUGAUAAAUAAAGAUUAGGAGAGAAUAGAAAUUGAUUGUGACCAAGGAGUAUUGUCAACAUAGGGAAUAAAUUAAUUAAGAUAGAUUGAAUCUAAUUCAAAUACACCUAUAGAGAUAAAGUAAUUUGUAGUGAAUAACAUAGUAUAGUUGAUGAGGAAGUAGAGGAGAUUGAGAGAAAAAAAGAAAAUCCGAUAUCGAAUUAAACUAAAAAGAUAAAGAGAAUCUAAAACUAAGGGGAUGAAAAAGAAUAAUAAAUUUAGUGUUCAAAAUGCCAAUAAUUAUUUAAGAAUCAUAAAUAAAUGAAGAAACAUAUGGAAAGAUAACACAACAAUAUAUGUGUAAAGAAGAAUAAUAAAUUAUUUUAGGAAGUUAUGAUUUAAAUUUGA